Nerophis lumbriciformis (worm pipefish) is the source of this 339-nucleotide messenger RNA. Lineage: Eukaryota; Metazoa; Chordata; Actinopteri; Syngnathiformes; Syngnathidae. The record is from RefSeq and is a predicted model, not a curated record.
AUGGCGGCCCUAAGACUUCUGACUCAAGCGUUGCUGAGGUCUUCUUUAAAGCAAACCCGUCGCCAGUUUUCUGCUGCGGCUGCUGGCGGUCACGGCGAGCAGGCUGCCAGGACAUGGAAGAUCCUCACCUUUGUGGUUGCACUGCCUGGCGUUGCUGUGUGCACGUUGAAUACGUACCUGAAGGAGCAGCAACACAGCCAUGAACAACCAGAGUUCGUCCCUUAUUCGCACCUCCGCAUUCGCACUAAGAGGUUCCCUUGGGGAGAUGGCAACAAAUCACUCUUCCACAAUCCCCACGUGAAUGCCCUUCCUGAUGGCUACGAGGGUCAUGAUGAAUAA